Molecule: messenger RNA, 3006 nt
Organism: Betta splendens (Siamese fighting fish)
Lineage: Eukaryota; Metazoa; Chordata; Actinopteri; Anabantiformes; Osphronemidae
Exons: 11
Coding region: 157-1935 (592 amino acids)
Source: RefSeq, a predicted model, not a curated record
CAAGAAUCAAGCCACCUGAGCUACUGAUCCAACAUAGUAGUAAGUAUCGUCUGCUCACACACAAAUCGGAAGCCUGUUUGACGGCGCCUACGAUGCUUUUCUUUCUGUGGAACAAAACUCCACUGAAGGUGGUUGUGUCUAAGAGGGUCGUCUGACAUGACGAUCACGCAUCCAGCUACAACCCUUGACUCUAACUGGACUGAGCUCCAGGUUCAUGUCAAGGUCAAAGCAGGUGCUAUGUCAUUAGGACAAACUCCAUCAACAGAUCCUGGGGUCAAAGGUCAGAGUGAGGGCCCUCGUGUUCAGGUCAUACACCUUCUGCUGCUUGUGUGCACUGUCACUUGGAGCUUUUCCUGUUUGUCUGCUGCUGUCAAACCUUGGCUCACGGGGGCAGUUUUACAGGCUGGAGCAGCUGCAGGAAACAUCUUUCCAGUGAACGGCUGUUUGGCUGCAGGUUAUAAAAGACUGCAGAGAGAAAGCGAAGCUCAGGCUGGUUCCGGCUCUGCAGCGUCCACCUCCUCUGAUCCAACAACAACGACACAAAGGUACCAACCAACAUUUCUAAUGUUUGCUUCUGAGGCCAAAGCUGUGAUAAAACAAUUGGCAGCACACGGAGACCUGAUCUCUAACUCCAACCUGAACGACCGACUGGACUUGCUCAAACUGGUGCGGGUCACUGAGGGACGAUUAUGGCCCGUUCCCAAGUAUAAGACCAUGGAGCUCUCUCUGCCAGAGCUGAUGGACGACUCUGACUUCUCUCCAGGUUUUGAGGAGGAGGUGCUGAUGAAGGAGUUUACCACAAGAGUAGAGAUGUGUGGCAGCAGUAGUGUUGGAGGAGGAGACGGUGCCGUGGGCGAAGCUGAAGUCAGUGCGAGCGCAGACACUGUGGACGGGCUGGAGACUCCGGUCAGCAUGAUGUCCAAGAAGGUGAAGCUCAGAUCUGUGAGGGACUGGUUCGGCAGCAGGAAAAUCAAAAAGAACAAGGUGCAAAUGCUGAGGCUGAAGGAAAGAGACAAGCUGAUGUUUGUCCACCAGACGGUCUACAACACCGGCCCCGUCAGGCUCCACAGGAAGUCCAAGAUGGACGGCUCUGUGUCUGCCUCCUGCCAAAAGCUGCUCAACCUGUUUAUGAAGGGUAGCUGGAAGGAGGAGACAAGCUUCACUGUGCCAGAAAAAUCAACUUUUGCCUAUGGGCUCAUGGAGAUAAGAGGUGUUCAAGAAGAGAAGCUUGAAAUCUCAUGUGAACCCUGGAUGAAUCAAAGUAUGUUUGACAGGCUCAUCAACAGCGAUACCUCAUCAGACAACAGUGCAAACUCUUCUGUGAGCCUGCAACAAGUGAAAGACGGUCUGGAGAUGAAAGUAGCUGCACUGCAGCCGCUGGCAGAUGUUCAUAACUCAACCCAAUGUGAACUCUUGCAAACACUGAGAGAGCUGCUGAAGAACAGAGAAGCUCUCACACAGCUGGAGCAAAUGUUGGAUCAGAGCAGUGCGGGAGCAUAUGAAGGUCCUCAGUCUCAGGCUGUCUCCUCCUUCCUGAAUGCUCUCAAUGUAUCCACCACCUCCACAGCUCAGAAAGAUGCUGUGCACCUGCUGGUCAGCGCCUUAGACACUCUGCCGGAUGAUGCUCCUGCUCUUCUGAUCGCCAGUGGUCCCGAUGUCCUGAGAGCCCUCAACCAGCUGGUGGAUGGGCUGCAGGUGGACGGUCAGAACCAGCUGGCAGAGCCACUGCCCCCUGCCCUGAAGGAGGACGGGGAGCUCCGCUGGGCGGCCCAGCUCCUCUGUUCCAGCCCCCAGACACUGACAGAGCUAAGUGAGCACUGGGAGAGACCAGAGCUCCCAGUAGGAGUCCUGCUGGAAGUGCUGGCUCUGGUCGUACGCGGACUGGGCCUGAUGCAGAACCUGCUGAGCAGCGGGACAGACCAGAGCUCCCAGUAGGAGUCCUGCUGGAGGUGCUGGCUCUGGUUGUACACGGAGUGGGCCUGAUAAAGAACCUGGUUUAGUCUUUCCAGUAGAAGGACACGUGUGUUUUCCGUUUUUUUCUGAAUUUCUGUUGUUACAGCUACAGAACAAAUUCCUGAUUUGAUCCUUUUUUUAUAUUAUGUAGUUCUUUUUGUUUUAUUGACCUCUGUUGUCACAGCUGUUAUUUGGCCUAAAUGAAAUUCUCAACAGACAUUUUUGGCUUCUUUCAUCUUUCUGGCUCUUUGUUAGUAACAGCUUUCGUUGUUGAUGUAAUCUCGUCCUGUGGAGAAAACAAGGUUUCAUGCUAACCUGUAAUGUCUGCUGUUCACUGGGACGAUCGUACCUCUGAGAUUUAUGUCCACGCAGUUCUCUCUGGUUCUACCAUUGGGAUGAGUCGUACCCAUCUCACCGACACAAACCUUUCACCGCUGAUUCCUAGCCACUUACCCUUCUGAAGAAAAACUGGGUCAGCACUAGUGCAACAGCAACCAAACAGCAGACAAAGACUGAGACACUCUUGCAUCGGCGCUUCCUCCCCAGGAGUUGGUGUGUCAGUUAGUGGCUCUGACAAUGAGCUGUCUGAUGAAGUGGUUGUCACAGUCCAGGUCAUUUAGCCACUGCACUCAAUCAUUUCCGGUUUUAUUUUGUACCACUUCCUGUUUAGUGCCCAUGUUUUCUGUUCCAGCUUUACCUCCGGUUUUAGUUUGACGCACCUGUGCCCUGUUACUAAUUGCUCACCUGCUAACUAUCCAGCCGUCAUCUCCAUUUAGUAUUUAAGCACCACCCCUCAGCCCUGCACCUUGCCAGAUUGUCUUUGUGUAUGAAUCAGCAAUCCAGCGUUAUCCUCAUGAUCUUGAACCUGUGUAUGACCUCGCUUCUCCUGACCCAGAUUCUCGUCUCAUCUCUGAUCCUGCCGUGCCGUGAGUUUGACCCUAGCCUGCCUUGACCACCGCUUGUCUAAACCCUGUCUGUACUGAACCUGCCUGAUCUGUGUAUCGACCCUUGCCUGCCUGACCACGAGCGUGAAUAAACCCUGUUGUUCACUGA